Molecule: messenger RNA, 1422 nt
Organism: Drosophila serrata
Lineage: Eukaryota; Metazoa; Arthropoda; Insecta; Diptera; Drosophilidae
Gene: Or59c
Product: Odorant receptor 59c
Biological process (GO): detection of chemical stimulus involved in sensory perception of smell; sensory perception of smell
Cellular component (GO): plasma membrane
Molecular function (GO): olfactory receptor activity; odorant binding
Source: RefSeq, a predicted model, not a curated record
ACUUUAAAAGUACUUUCUCUCCUUGGAAAAGAUGAGUAAGCAGCUUUUCGAGCGCCUGGCAGUGGCUCCUCUUGACCAGCGGGUCACAUCCUUGGAUGCCUGCGCCUACUUCUAUCGCUUUGCCACCUGCCUGGGAUGGAUACCGCCGGUGGAGAAGGGUUGGCUUAGGUGGACAUACGCCUUGUGGACAAUAACCACCAUGCUGAUGGGUGUGGUCUAUCUGCCCCUGGGCUUGUCCCUCACCUAUGUGGUGCACUUUGACCGCUUCACGCCGAUGGAGUUCCUCACCUCGCUGCAGGUGGAUCUCAAUUGUGUGGGAAAUGUGAUCAAGACGUGUGUGACCUACUCGCAGAUGUGGCGGAUGCGGCGGAUGAAUGAGCUGAUAGCUCCUCUCGAUGACAGAUGCCGCACUCCCAGCCAGAGAGAGAUCCUACACAAAGUGGUGGCCAGAGUGAAUCGUGUGAUUAUAUUCUUCAUGUGCACAUACUUUUCCUUCAGCAUCUUGACGCUCUUCACGAGCAUUGCUGUCGGCAAGGCUCCAUGGCAGCUGUAUAAUCCCUUUGUGGAUUGGAUGAUAGGCACCUGGCAACUGUGGGUUGCCUCAAUUGUGGAGUUCUUUAUGGUUUGGACUGGGGAAUCACAGGAGUUGCUAGCGGAUACAUUCCCCAUAGUCUUCAUCUCUCUAUUUCGUGCACAUCUGGCUAUACUCAAGGAUCGCAUAGAGAAUUUGCGAAAGGAUGAGGAGCUCAGUGAGGAGGAGCAUUACGAGGAGCUGGUGGCCUGCAUUCAGGAUCAUCGCACAAUUAUAGAAUGCUCCAACAUCAUCCGUCCCAUGUUAUCCUACACCAUCUUUGCCCAGUUCAUGCUGGUUGGCAUCGUCCUGGGCCUGGCAGGCUUUAAUAUCCUGUUUUUCCCCAACACCAUCUGGACGAUCCUCUCGAAUAUCGCCUUCAUCAUGGCCAUUUGCACCGAGACCUUUCCCUGCUGCCUGCUCUGUGAAUUCCUCAUCGAGGAUUGCUCCAAGCUCAGCGAUGCCGUCUUCCAUUCCAACUGGCUGACGGCCACAAAGCGUUAUAAAUCGGCAGUUAUAUAUUUCCUGCAUCGAACUCAGCAGGUCAUUGAGUUCAAGGCUGGCUCUAUUUUUCCCAUUUCCGUGCAGAGCAAUAUUGCAGUGGCCAAGUUUGCUUUCACCAUCAUCACAAUUGUCAAUCAGAUGAAUCUGGGGGAGAAGUUUAAGAGAAAUAGAGAAAUGCCAGGAGACCUAGAUAGAGUCCUGAUGGAGGAUAACUAGUGAGAGAUUUUCGGAAACAAUAUUUGCACGAAGGCACUCUAAAUAGUUAUACACUCACUAAACUUGCAUCCUCAAGCAGAUUACAAGUAUCCUUCGAGGAUUAUAAUACUAGAUAUAUAGAAAUGUAGAGC